CACGAAUGCUCCCUUGCAAGUCCGCUCGUUCCUUACCCUUAUCUGGUCGCAGUCCUUCGUUUCGGCUUGCAAAGUCAAUUGCUUAUACCUCAUCAUGUCUGCGACGGCGACAGCUGAUCCCAUAAAUCAGAGUGGGGCAACAUCGAAAUCCAAAAAGAAGAAGAACAGGAAGAAAGGCAGCGCCGCCGCCAAUAAGGCGGAAGAGACAGAGAAGGCCAACGGGAAUCUCUCCAAGGAAGAAGCAGAGGACCACGAGGAAGAUGGAGAGGAUGACGACGAGCAGGCUAAGCCCGCCGCGCAAACCGCCGAUCCAGACGACGAUAUAGAUGACGACGACCUACCGCAUUCUCCUACAAUUAUUCAGACAAACGGCCUAUCUCCAUCUCCACCAUCGCCCUCAGACACCAGCGCACGACUCGACGCCAUAGCGAAGGAACGAGAUGCGUUACGGCAGGAAGUUACAGGGCUACGGAAGAGUUUGGAGAAUAUACAGAGCAAGCAUGAAGCCGCAGCUAGAGGGGAUGAUGUAUCGUCCAAGUACGAGGAAGAGAUCAGAACUCUAAGGGACGAGCUGGACGAAGCAAAUGAGGGCAAGGAUCAUUUUGAGACACAGUACAAGAACCUGCUAGGGAGGGUCAACACAAUCAAGACAAGUCUAGGCGAUCGACUGAAGGCCGAUGCGGUUAGUAGCCCCAGACGAAUGGCUUGUUGCGUUUUGAAAACUGCGGAGCGGAUUGCUGACCUGUCGUAGGCCAGAAUCGAGGAGUACCAAACAGAAGUUUCGGAGCUUGAAGAACAGAAUCGCGAACUACAGGUGAACAACGACACCCUCAGUGAAGAGCUUUCCAAAAUACGACAGGAGCGGGAUACCCAAGC
Molecule: messenger RNA, 876 nt
Organism: Cucurbitaria berberidis CBS 394.84
Lineage: Eukaryota; Fungi; Ascomycota; Dothideomycetes; Pleosporales; Cucurbitariaceae
Exons: 4
Coding region: 95-751 (218 amino acids)
Source: RefSeq, a predicted model, not a curated record